AUGACCAAAGCAAGAACUUACAACAUCCUCAUCCUCCCCGGGGACGGCAUCGGCCCUGAAAUCAUGGCCGAGGCCACCAAGGUGCUCUCCGCCUUCAAUACAUCCACUGUACAGUUCAACACCCGCUCAGAGCUCAUCGGCGGGUGUAGCAUCGAUCGCCACGGCAAGUCGAUCACGGAUGAGGUCAAGGAAGCAGCUCUCGCUUCGGACGCGGUGCUGUUCGCUGCCGUGGGCGGUCCGAAAUGGGAUAAUAUGCGGAAGGGGCUGGAUGGGCCGGAGGGCGGGUUGCUACAGCUACGGAAGGCGAUGGAUAUCUACGCGAAUUUGAGACCCUGCUCGGCGGAUUCGCCGAGUAGGAGUGUUGCGAGGGAGUUUAGUCCGUUUCGACAGGAGAUCAUUGAAGGGGUGGACUUCGUAGUAGUGAGGGAGAACUGUGGCGGGGCGUAUUUCGGUAGGAAGGUGGAAGACGAUGAAUAUGCAAUGGACGAAUGGGCCUACUCCACCUCCGAGAUCCAACGCAUCACUCGUCUCUCUGCUGAGCUGGCUCUGCGCCACGAUCCCCCAUGGCCCGUCAUCUCGCUGGAUAAGGCCAACGUGCUCGCGUCCUCACGGCUCUGGCGCCGCGUCGUCGAAAAGACCAUGGCAGAGGAGUACCCGCAGGUGAAACUGGUGCAUCAGCUGGCGGACUCCGCGUCGUUAAUUCUGGCGACGAACCCGCGCGUGCUGAACGGCGUGAUUCUGGCCGAUAAUACCUUUGGUGAUAUGAUUUCUGACCAGGCGGGUUCGAUAGUUGGAACGUUGGGCGUGUUGCCGAGUGCAAGCUUGGAUGGGCUACCCUCUGAGACCCGGAGGAGGACUAAUGGGCUGUAUGAACCUACACAUGGGUCGGCGCGACGUAAGUUUUCUCAUACUUUCUUAAACUCUCAACACUGGUAUUGCUUGGAGUUCAAGCUAAAGGUAGAUAGUAUCGCCGGCAAGAACAUCGCCAACCCCGUUGCUAUGAUUCUCUGUGUGGCGCUGAUGUUCCGGUACUCUCUGGAUAUGGAACGUGAAGCACAGCAAAUCGAAGAGGCUGUGCGAACUGUUCUAGACUCCGGCAUCCGCACGCCAGAUUUGGGUGGAAAAGCUGGGACGACGGAAGUCGGUGAUGCGAUUGUAGCUGUGCUGCGCGGGGAGAAAUUGUAG
This is a messenger RNA of Aspergillus bombycis, 1185 nucleotides long. RefSeq names its product 3-isopropylmalate dehydrogenase. NCBI's taxonomy places the organism in Eukaryota, Fungi, Ascomycota, Eurotiomycetes, Eurotiales, Aspergillaceae. Gene Ontology annotation, biological process: L-leucine biosynthetic process. Bases 1 to 1185 code for a protein of 394 amino acids. Gene Ontology annotation, cellular component: cytosol. The transcript is spliced from 2 exons. Gene Ontology annotation, molecular function: 3-isopropylmalate dehydrogenase activity; magnesium ion binding; NAD binding. The record is from RefSeq and is a predicted model, not a curated record.